Molecule: messenger RNA, 1296 nt
Organism: Lachancea nothofagi CBS 11611
Lineage: Eukaryota; Fungi; Ascomycota; Saccharomycetes; Saccharomycetales; Saccharomycetaceae
Source: the annotation of a GenBank genome assembly
AUGCUUUUCCAUAAUGUUAUCACACUAGCAGUUUUUGCUCAGCAAGCGGUUUCACAUGCAGUCGAAAAGAAUAGGGGCCCGGCCUUAAAUCAAGACUUUUCUUUGCCAGACUUGAUUCAGGCCAAAAAACUGCCAAAAACUUGGGCUCUCGGAGGGCAGGCAUUGCUGGAAGAAGGCAGAGUUGUGUUGACUCCGAAGAAGGCUACUAAGGGUUCUGUAUGGUCUCAAAACGAAUAUCCGCUGGAUAACUCUUUCACUGCAGAAUGGACAAUAAGAAGCACUAAUCACCAAGGCAAGUCAGAGGGUGGGUUGGCGAUGUGGUUUGUUGGUGCAAAAGGUGCUGUCGACACCGAACUGUACAAUGGUCCUUCGAAAUUUGACGGACUGCAGUUGUUGAUUGACAAUAAUGGCGCACUAGGUGGAACAUUGCGUGCACACUUGAAUGACGGCAACAAACAACUCACAAGCAGUGAUGUUUAUGGUGACACCUUUGCUUCAUGUCUGCUUGCGUAUCAAGAUUCUACGGUUCCUCUGACCGUCAGACUCACUUACGACAGCUCCGACAACCAUCUCCUGAAAGUCCAAGUUGACAAUAGAGUCUGUUUUCAAACCAGAAUGGUGAAGUUUCCAAUUCAAAGCUACAAGUUCGGUAUCACUGCUGAGAACGCUGACAACGAAGAAUCUUUCGAACUGUUGGAAUUUGAACUUUACGAUAGUGUUCUAGAGGAGUCUUUGCUGCCAAAUGUAAACGUCAUGGAGCAACCUCGAUUUGUUACCAAAGUCAUUAAUCAAAAAACUGGUGAAGAGGAGCUUGUUGAAAAGACGGCACUAGAAAUGAACGGCGGGGCAGACUCCGUUUCCAAUCUCGACCUGUUGUUAAAACUAAACAGGAUUGAGGGCAAAGUUUUGGCAAAUGACAUUGGAAUGCUGUCAAAGACAAUUGAUGAACUGAUACAAAUUCAAACGUUGCAAAGUAGAAAGCUUGACAAGGUAAUUGCUCUCUUUGCAUCUCGGAAAUCAAGCAGUGGCCAGGAUGGCGAGGAUAGCGAAGUGGUUGAUGAGAGUUUCAAAGAGUUCUUCAAGAUGGAUGAAAAGCUCGAAAAAUUGUUGCUCGAACAACAGAGAAUCAGGGAUGCUUCGAAGCAAAACUCUUUUGGAGAGAAUGGUGGACCCCACAUUGAUGAGAUUGUACGCAAAUUAACCAUUUGGUUGAUGCCAUUGGUAGCUGUCAUGAUGGUUAUGGCUUACUACACUUUCAAAAUUCGCCAAGAAAUAGUGAAAACUAAACUUUUAUGA